Messenger RNA from Pelodiscus sinensis (Chinese soft-shelled turtle), 5597 nucleotides. NCBI's taxonomy places the organism in Eukaryota, Metazoa, Chordata, Testudines, Trionychidae. The record is from RefSeq and is a predicted model, not a curated record.
GGCGGAGAACGGUGGCCUGGUCGGUGGCUGGAGGAUUCGGCUAUCACUCAACAGGGAAGUUAAGCUGUCACGCGGAAGGCUACCGGAAAGAUCUGAUGGACGGCGACUAGCUGUAUUGUCCUGUGGACCCGGUCCAGUGGUUAAUGAAGUACAGCACUGACCUUGCGGCCCGUGUAGAGCCGAUGUUGCGGUGGAUGUUUCCUUAUUGCUCGGUUUUCAACAAAUUGGAUAACAAAAACUUAACUUAUUGGAAAGCAAUGUCACUCGACUUUGAUAGUGGAGCUCUACAAACGCAACAUGAAGAAGAUGAAUAUGACCAGGAGGAUUAUGCAAGAGAGCAAGAGUUGCAACAACUACUAACAGACCUUCCCCAUGACAUGCUGGAUGACAGUGGAGACCAGCUCUCUAAUUACUCUGAUUGUAGCAUACAUGAGGAUGCAAAGCAAGCACAUGAACCUUGGGAGCAUGAGGCCAGAUGGAAUGAUCAUCUUCUGGGUUACGAACAGGGACAGAAGUUGUAUCCUGAACAGUUCCUGUAUAAACAACUACAUAAUCAUGGAGAAACACAUGCAAGUAAUUGGACUGACCAGCAUAAUAUAGAAGAAGAAAGAUGCAUUUAUGAAAUUAAAGAGGACUACUCUAGUAGCCAACGUGAAGAGGAUCCUGAUGUGUAUCUUGGCAGAGAUGGGUAUAAUACACCAAGUCACUGCCAACAGAACAAUGUAUAUCAUCUCCCAGAAAAUUUUAGACCAUACACAAAUGGCCAUACACAGGAAUUUAAUAACCAACAAAACAAAACAGUAAAGUUUCCGGAUGUUCCAAAGGAACAUUUGAAGCAAUUUGGUGCAUCUGAAGUUGCUAAUGGCCAAACUAUGGAAUCUUACAAAGUGACAUAUAAACCAUAUCAAAGUGCUGUUCAGCAAAAUGUCCCAAUAACACAGGAAGCGUCAAGAAGAAAUGAAGUAUUUGAAGAGCUGCAACGGGAGUUUUUGGAUACUGAGAGGAAUUCUGCGGACAAUAUGCAGGUUCUUCAACUUCAGGUUCUUAAUAAAGCAAGAGAGAGACAACUGGAAGAACUUACUGAAAAGAUGGAAAAGAGUACACAGCAGAUUAGGUAUCUGAAUCAUCAGCUUGCAAUGGUCAAAGAUGAAAAGGAUGGAUUGGCCCUUAGCCUCCAGGAAUCCCAAAAACUGUAUCAAAAUGGAAAAGAACGGGAGGUACAUCUUGAAGGUCAAAUUAAAGCACUGGAAACCCAAAUUCAAACUCUUACUGCCAAUGAGGAGCAGCUCUUCAAACAGUCUAAAGUGGCAGAGUUAGCCAUGGAAAGCAUGCAGCAGCAGCUAUUAGAGCUUAGACGUUCUGACUCUCUUCAGCGAGCGAGAGAACAGCAUGAGACCGUAGUUGCAGCACUGAAGCAGAAGUAUGAAGAGCAAGUAUUAUCAUUAGAACAGAAACUUGAUGCUACAAAUUCUGCACUUCAGGAGCAGAAGGAUCUUUGUUGUAAUCUAAGGGAACAUGUGAAGCAGCUUGAAAGAAUGCUGGAAGAAAGCAAACUAGAAAAAACAGAGAUAAUCAACCGACUGACAAGAAGCCUAGAAGAAAGUCAAAAGCAGUGUGCAAACUUACUGCAAACGGGUUCGAUACAGGAGACAAAUCAAUUACGAUUACAACUACAGCAAACUCAGUCCGCACAGUUGAUGAGCAACAACAUGAACAAGACUUUGCAGGAAGAGCUAACAGCGCUAAAGGAAGAAAUUGCUUUGUAUGAAUCUGCUGCCAAACUUGGAGUAUUUCUGAAUGAUGCAAGUGGAGAGCUUCAUGUGGAUAUGACUGAUUCUUAUGUGGAUUUGGGUAUUAAAAAAGUCAACUGGAAAAAAUCAAGAUUUCAUAGUACUGUACAAACCAGAGAUUUGGAUAAAGAACUUUCUAAAGAUGAGCUCAUCCUAGAGUUGAAAACGGAAAUGGAACGCUUAUUGAGCAGUAACAAAAUGAAAAGAAAUCAGAUUACUCAGUUACAAAAUGAUCUUAAAGACUGUCAGAGGACAACAGAAGAACUCAAGCAGUUGUUGAAAACCAAUAAAACAGCAAACGAGAAUGAGCCUAAAAGUAGCGUGGGAGAUCAGACUGAAACCUUAUGGUCCACUCCAUUUGCGUCUGAUAAUUUUCUUCAAGAAGAGCUUCUGAGACUUAGAAAGGUGAAUCAGGAUUUACAACAAGAAGCUGAGAACUAUAGUUCGUGUAUUCAAGAGCUUAAAGCAAGUGAGGAAAAACUGAAAAUUGCAAACCAAGAUCUGUGUAAUCAGAUGAGACAAAUGAUUCAGGACUUUGAUCGGGAUAAACAAGAAGCUGUUGACAGGUGUGAAAGAACCUAUCAGCAACACCAUGAAGAUACAAAAGCCCAACUUCAGGAAGAUCUCAUGGAGAGGCAUGCUGCAGAAAAAGAACAGCUCAUUAAGGCUUAUGAAGAGACCAUCUCACAGUUAAAGGCUGACAUGGAUGAGUUGAACAAGGAGAUGACUGCAGUGAAGGAAUGUUACAUAGCAAUCUGCAGAGAGAGAGACUCACUGGAAAUAACUUUGAGGAAGAAAUUUGAACAAGAGCAGCAGUCAAAGGAAGAGAAGUUCAAGAAACAAUUAUUGGAAGAAAAAGAAGAAUCUCUUAACCAUCUGAGGACUGAACUAGAAGAAAAGCACAGGAAUUCUAUUAUAACAGCAAAAAAACAAUGGCUGAAAGAAAAAGAAGUCGGUAUUAAACAGCAAGUGGAAAAUGAAGUGGCAUUAGCAAAAGCCCACUGGGAGAAGGAACAGAAAGAGAUCAAAGAACAAGUUAUCCAAGAACUAGAAAUAGAGUGGCAAGGCAAACUGGACCAAACUCUAGCAGAAUCUAAAAAAACUUUAGUUGAACUCAAAAACAGUGGCAGCCAAACUGACCAAGUACCCAUAAUAGAUGAAACAUCAAGUAAGGAGAUUGAAAGGAUGGUUCAGGAGCAAAAAUUGCAACAGGAGGAUGCACUGAAAGAAAAGGAGAAGGCUGUUAGAGAGGCCUUGAAAGAACUUGAAACAGAACUGGAGAGAAAACAUCAUGAAAACAUUGCCAAUCAGGUAGAAACAGCUUUGACCAAAGCUUAUGCCAGGUGGUUGCAAGAAUUAACAGAACUUGAAGAAUACAAAAGAAAUCUGAAAGAAGAGCGAGAGAAAUGGGAAAGAGAGCAUGAAAUCAAUGCAGCAAAACAGCUAUCACUAGUUCUUUCAGCAGCUGAAGAGAAAUGGAAGAAACAGCUUGGGAACACAGAGAAAUCUGGAGCCAGAACCAAAGAUCUUGAAGAGCAGGUACUUUCUCUUAGAAAGGAACUGGAGCUAAAGAAAGAAGAAAUCCCUGCGACUGUUAAAGCAGAGCUAGCACAGGCUCGUGCUCAGUGGAACAAAGAAAAGCAAGAAGAAAUCAUACAGCUACAGGAACAAAAUGAGCGAGACUACCGUUCAUUCUUAGAUGAUCAUAGAAGUAAAAUAAACGAGGUGCUUGCAAGUGCUAAGGAAGAUCUUGCGAAGCAGAAAAAUGAAUUGCUAAUUCAGAAAGAGGCAGAACUUAAGAUGUGUCUGGACCAAAAGCAACGAGAAUGGGCAGGUCAGGAAACACAGAGACUCCAAGAGGAAAUUCACCAAUAUGAGGAGAAGAUUCUCAUUGAACUUGAGCUCUUGUUAAGGGAAAUCCAUGAAGAACUAGUCACAAAUGGAAAUAAUGAGCAUUCUUGGCAGGAUACAUGUUCCUGUAGUACCAUUCAGUCAAACUGCCAAUACAAGGAAAAGCUAAAGGCAUCCCUAGAGAAGGCUUAUAGAGGCACAAUGUGCACAAUUCUAGAAAAAGCCAGACAAGAAUGGAGAGAGAAACAUGAAGAACAACUCUUCAAAGAAACAGAGCACUCUUGCAUGCAAAAUGGUGAAGGAGAAAGUGGGGACAAGGCAAAAUCAUCCACGUAUGAUGUUGGACACCAAGUAAAGUUACAAAAAUUAUUAAGGAGGCAGCCCCCUUUGCAAGAUACUGAAAUGGAUAAUGAUCAGAAAUGUAAGGAAAGGAAUCUCUGGUCUCAUGAAGAUUUUUGCUGUGACCACUGUUGCCAGCAGCUUGAAACAAAGGAGACAGAAUGCCAGGAUCUAAAAAGAAAACUGGAGAAAGCCUGCAGGCACCUCCAGCUUGCAGUGAGGGAACACAAAGCUAAAGUAGAGCAAAUCCAAGAAAAGGAGAGAGUUCUAGAGGCUCUGAUGGAAGAAAAUUGUGAGAUGAAGAUGAAACUCAAAGAUCUGAAAACAAUCAGUACUCCACCAAGGUCAUUGUCAGAGGGGGCUAUUUCAAAACCUUGUACCUCCUGUGAUGGUAUAAAAGGCUUAGAAGAAAUGCGCACACAGUAUAUUAAAGCUGUAGGCAAAAUUAAAGGCGAUAUGCUUCGUUAUAUCCAUGAAAGUAAAGAGAGAGCAGCUGAAAUUAUUAAAGCUGAGGUUUUAAGGGAACGACAAGAGACUGCCCGGAAAAUGCGCAAAUACUACUUGAUUUGUCUUCAGCAACUUCUCAGUGAUGAUGGGAAACACGAAGGGGCUGAAAAGAAAAUAAUGAAUGCUGCUAGCAAGCUUGCUACAAUGGCAAAAGUACUCGAAACACCUGUUCGGAGCACACCUCAGAGCAAAAAUGCCCACUUACCCCUGCCACUAAACUCUGAACUGCCAACUGGCGUUGAACAAUCAACAAGAAAUCACAUUCUUCAAAGUAGGACGGCCCAUAUGGAAAGCAAAUCAUGUGGCAAAAGAAUUGCCAAAAAAGCCAAUGAUCAAAUUGUUCAGAAACGCAUACCUUAUAAUUUAAGACAGCAGCUUGAUGCAGUAGAGGCUAAAACACAGUCUGGACUACAUGAAAGAGGGACUUCAAGUAUCCAAAGUAGCAGGAGUGCUUCUAAACAGCCAGUUGAUAAUCCAAGAGAACCCGUGAAGUAUGGAAAUGAGCAUGCACCUAGCUCUGUAAAUGGCCUUUCAGACUUUGUGCCAGCUCCUGUAAUGUUGCAAAACCAGACUCAGAGAACAGUCUUAAAUGAAUGUAAACGUAACCAGCCAAAUGGAUUUUGGGAGGCAACAUCUGAGAAAACAAAGGUGUUCGAUAUUCAAGAAGCUCCAGUAAGGGAUGAUGGAAGCUCUCCUGACUGGAGUUCAGAUAGUGGAAGUCUACAUUUGGAUAGUGGUGAUAUGGCCUGCUUGUAUUCUAUGCAGAAAGCAAGUUCUAAUGCAGAAGCACAACAUAUGGCCUGUGAACAGUUUCCUAAUGCAGAUGAAAAUGUUAGUACAUUUUAUAAGCAACUUACCAGCAAAGCCAAGCUUCUUGGUGCAAAAAGUGAAACCACACUUUAUAGUAGUGAGCAACUGAAGGUAAACCAAGGACCUAAUUCAUACAAGAACUCUGAGAAAUCAAAUUCUGAUAUCUCACAACAGUUCAAUGCACAGCCAUGUUCAAAUAUAGAAAAAGGCUCCAACCAAUAUUUAAGGAAGCUGAUACUGGAUGCCAAAUCUUUUCAGCAAGAUAGUGGCUUUGAUAGCCCACUUCCUAACUUGGAUUAA